AUGGCCGUAGCAUCCGCAGCAGAGGAGACGAGCUACGACUUGUCAGAACCGGAAUCUUUACUCGGCUUCCUCGAAGAUGCCGGCAUCCGCAUGGUGCGCCUCGAAUACCUGAUCGAGCUCUCUGCCUCCGGGAGGCCGUUGCCGCGCCGUCAAGAAGCAGAAAAGGAGACGACGAGCUCAGGUGCGCCGGCGCUCGUAGAGAACAGCGAGCUCAAAGAAGUGAGCAUCGAUCGAAAUACAGGCCACAUGUCUGUGAUGCGCCGGCACCCAGUGCCCAGACAGGUCCGAGUCCACCUCAUCUCCAUCAGCCACAUGUGGGAGAGCAUGCAGCAUCCGGAUCCGUGGAGGUUCCAGCUGAAUGCCAUCGUGGAGGAGUUCCGUCCCCGGCUGCUGGAUUCCGUCGUUUGGAUCUUCUACGACUUCCUUUCCUUGCAUCAAUACGCCAGAAGCGAGGAUCAGGAGUGUGUGGCAGCACCCGGAGCCACAAUCUUCGUGUUCUGGAAGGAGGAGCAGCAGAUGACGGACGUGCUUAUCACUGAACUCAAGUUGAACGGGACGCCUUACGAGGAACGAGGCUGGUGCAGGUCCGAGAAGGAAUGGUCCGCUUUGCGGACUUGGAUAAAGGGCGAAAGUCCGGUGCCGCUUCCACCAGACAUGUUCCGUGCCCGGAUGCAGCAGAUGAAGUUUACACACAGGGAGGAUACGGAGGAGGUCUUUAAGCUCCAGGCGAAGGUCUUCCACCAGAAAGCCGCGUCCACGACCAAUCUCCUCAUCGAAAACCUGACUGCCGAGAAGAUCGAAGUUCUGGUUGCAGCUCUGCCUUUCUACACCCAGCUCAAGGAGCUCGUAGCCAGGGGAAGCCCGGAGAAUGUUUGGAAGGUGGCCAUGGCCGUGGUGGAAUCUGGUGCCUGCAACGUCGAGAUCGUCUGCGAGAAUGUGCGGGACGAAGAUGCGAAAGAUUUUGCGACCGAUUUGUCCAAGGAGAAGUGCAGUCACUUGGAACGGCUGCACCUCAAGUGUGAGACGAUUGGUGAGCUAGGUAGGCAAGCCCUCGAGCAGAUGAUGACACGCCGCACGGCGAGUCUAGAGAUUAGCAUCCCAGGCCCCGGUCGGAGCUAUGUCGGGCAGGGGAUCGAGCCGGCGGUGGCCUCGGAGACUUGCGCGACGCUGCGCAUCCUUGUCUGCAAGCGUAGACAACCCCCAGACUCCCCAGACCUCGGCCCGGUGGUGGCCGUGGCUGCCGGAUUAGAUCACACCUGUGCCGUGAAGGCGAGUGGCGAGCUGGUUGGCUUCGGAGACAACGAGUAUGGCUAUGGUCGGUGCGAUGUGCCUCCCGACCUCGGUCCGGUGGUCGUGGCUGCGGGAUGGUUUCACACUGGUGCCGCUAAGGCGAGUGGCCAGCUGGUUUGCUUCGGACACAAUGGCUUUGGUCAGUGCGAUGUGCCUCGCGACCUCGGUCCGGUGGUGGCCGUGGCGGCCGGAAGAGCAUACACCUGUGCGGUGAAGGCGAGUGGCGACCUGGUCUGUUUCGGAAACAAUGGCCGUGGUCAGUGCGAUGUGCCUCGCGAUCUCGGUCCGGUGGUGGCCGUGGCUGCCGGAUCUUUUCACACCUGUGCCGUGAAGGCGAGUGGCGAGCUGGUAUGCUUCGGAUGCAAUUCGGAUGGUCAGUGCGAUGUGCCUCCCGACCUCGGUCCGGUGGUGGCCGUGGCCGCCGGAUCGGAUCACACCUGUGCCGUGAAGGCGAGUGGCGAGCUGGUAUGCUUCGGAUUCAAUCAGCAUGGUCAGUGCGAUGUGCCUGGCGAUCUCGGUCCGGUGGUGGCCGUGGCAGCCGGAUGGCCAUACACCUGUGCCGUGAAGGCGAGUGGCGAGCUGGUUUGCUUCGGACACAAUGGCUUUGGUCAGUGCGAUGUGCCUGGCGAUCUCGGUCCGGUGGUGGCCGUGGCAGCCGGAGAAGAUCACACCUGCGCCGUGAAGGCGAGUGGCGAGCUGGUUUGCUUCGGAUUCAAUCAGCAUGGUCAGUGCGAUGUGCCUGGCGAUCUCGGUCCGGUGGUGGCCGUGGCAGCCGGAAAACAUUACACCUGUGCCGUGAAGGCGAGUGGCGAGCUGGUAUGCUUCGGACAGGAUGGCACGGCGCGGGCUCGUCCCGAUGGGACCUGGGGAAAGGUGCCGGAGUUUACGCGUUCCAUUCCUAGGUGUACCGAGCUUCCGAUGCUCAUAGGCUUCCUGCUCUUGGGCUCUUUUGGCUGCGUGGUUACUGCUGGCUUCCUUUAUGAACUUAUGACGUGCCAGCUUGCGAAGCUGGUGCUGGCUUUUCAGCCUCAUGGGCACGAGGGCAGGUGUGUGCAACUCCUGUCGGUGGCUAUAGUUAACAUGAACCUUCCCCCGGUCUUUCCGGAACCGGCCGGACAGACCGAGGGCACGUCGGGCCAGCGAAUUCCAGGGCUGGUUCGCGCGGACGUUGCUCCACUGGAAGACAAUGUUGGGAAGGACCGGGCACAUGUCAUGUCUGCUGAUAAGGCUCAAUAG
This is a messenger RNA of Symbiodinium sp. CCMP2456, 2526 nucleotides long. The record is from the annotation of a GenBank genome assembly. NCBI's taxonomy places the organism in Eukaryota, Dinophyceae, Suessiales, Symbiodiniaceae.